Molecule: messenger RNA, 1291 nt
Organism: Manis pentadactyla (Chinese pangolin)
Lineage: Eukaryota; Metazoa; Chordata; Mammalia; Pholidota; Manidae
Product: chymosin-like
Exons: 9
Coding region: 41-1186 (381 amino acids)
Biological process (GO): proteolysis
Molecular function (GO): aspartic-type endopeptidase activity
Source: RefSeq, a predicted model, not a curated record
AUGUAUACCGGCUCCAGCAGUGGCCAGCCUACGGCCCAGGAUGCGGUGUUUUGUGGCGCUACUUGCAGUAUUAGCUCUCUCCCAGGGCAGUGGGACCACCAGAAUCCCUCUGCACAAAAGCAAGUCGCUGAGAAGGGCCCUGAAGGAGCGAGGGCUCCUGGAGGACUUCCUGAGGACUCACCAUUAUACCAUCAGCAGGAAGUACUCCAGUGGCGGGGAGGUGGCCAGAGAGCCCCUGACCAACUACCUGGACUGUCAGUACUUUGGGAAGAUCUACAUUGGGACACCGCCCCAGGAGUUCACCGUGGUGUUUGACACUGGCUCCUCGGACCUCUGGGUGCCCUCUGUCUACUGCAAGAGUGAUGCCUGCCAAAACCACCACCGCUUCGACCCGUCCAAGUCCUCCACCUUCCAGAACAUGGGCAAGCCUCUGUCCAUCCACUAUGGCAGGGGCAGCAUGCGGGGCGUAAUGGGCUUCGACACUGUCACUGUCUCCAACAUUGUGGACCACCACCAGACCGUGGGCCUGAGCACCCAGGAACCUGGUAAUGUCUUCUUCUACUCUGAGUUUGACGGGAUCCUGGGACUGGCCUACCCUUCUCUUGCCUCCGAAUACUCUGUGCCUGUGUUUGACAACAUGAUAAACAGGCACUUGGUGGCCCGAGACCUGUUCUCAGUUUACAUGACCAGGAAUGGCCAGGGGAGCAUGCUCAUUCUGGGGGCCAUUGACCCAUCAUAUUACACAGGAUCCCUGCACUGGGUGCCCAUAACCAGGCAGGCAUACUGGCAGUUCACUGUGGACAGCAUCACUAUCAAUGGCAUGGUGGUGGCCUGUGAUGGCGGCUGCGAGGCCAUCCUGGACACAGGCACCUCCAUGUUGGUGGGGCCUAGCAGCGACAUCUUCAAUAUCCAGGCAGCCAUUGGAGCCACACAGGACUCAUACGGCCAGUUUGACAUUGACUGCGGGAGCCUGAGCAGCAUGCCCGCGGUGGUCUUUGAGAUCCAUGGAAGGAAGUACCAGCUGCCGGCCUCAACCUACACCAAUGAGAUUGAGGGCCUCUGCAGCAGUGGCUUUCAGGGUGAUGGUGAUUCCCAGCUGUGGAUCCUGGGGGACGUCUUUAUCCGGGAGUACUACAGCGUCUUUGACAGGGCCAGUAACCAUGUGGGGCUGGCCAAAGCCGUCUGAUUGCAUUGCUGACCAGGGGCCACACUGUCCCCAAACGCAUGUGCACACGCACAUACAAAGAUCAGGUUUUCAAGCAGAUGGUUCUCAAUAAAUACUGCAUCUCUG